AUGUGCCGCUUCUCUCCUGUCCUCCGCAGGUCCAACCGGGACUGCCAGAUCGACCAGCAUCACCGCAACCAAUGCCAAUAUUGCCGGCUGAAGAAGUGCUUCCGCGUCGGCAUGAGAAAGGAAGCCGUCCAGCGGGGCCGCAUCCCCCCCAGCCACGCCAGCCCCAACAUGGUGCAGAGCGGGGACUUCUACAACGGGCAGCCCGUCUCGGAGCUGAUCUCGCAGCUGCUGCGGGCCGAGCCGUACCCCAGCGCCCGCUUCAGCUCCCAGUACGCCCAGCAGGGCAGCGUGAUGGGCAUCGACAACAUCUGUGAGCUGGCGGCCCGGCUGCUCUUCAGCACGGUGGAGUGGGCGCGCAACAUCCCCUUCUUCCCGGAGCUGCCCGUCUCGGACCAGGUGGCGCUGCUGCGGCUCAGCUGGAGCGAACUCUUCGUGCUCAACGCCGCCCAGUCCGCGCUGCCCCUCCACAUGGCGCCCCUGCUGGCCGCCGCCGGCUUCCACGCGGCCCCCAUGUCCGCCGACCGGGUGGUCUCCUUCAUGGACCAGAUCCGCAUCUUCCAGGACCAGGUGGAGAAGCUGAGCCGGCUGCAGGUGGACUCGGCCGAGUUCAGCUGCCUCAAGGCCAUCGCCCUCUUCACGCCAG
This is a messenger RNA of Thamnophis sirtalis, 643 nucleotides long. The record is from RefSeq and is a predicted model, not a curated record. Lineage: Eukaryota; Metazoa; Chordata; Lepidosauria; Squamata; Natricidae.